CAUUGUGAUCUUUGCGACGCUUUACGACGUCGUUUUACGACACUGCACACAGUUUCUCAUCGCUCUUGUUCAAGAUGGCCUCAUCAUUUUGGAAAGGUGUUGUCGGCGUCGGACUUUUUGCCCUAGCGCAUGCAGCUUUCUCGGCAGCACAGCAUCGAUCAUACAUGCGACUCACAGAGAAGGAAAAUGAGACGCUACCAAUUGAUAUUGUAUUACAGACUUUAUUAUCAUUUGUGAUGACCUGUUAUGGUAUUGUCCAUAUUGCUGGAGAGUUCAAAGACAUGGAUGCCUCCUCAGAGCUGAAAAACAAAACAUUUGAUACACUGAGGAACCACCCAUCUUUCUACCUUUUCAAUCACCGCGGCCGGGUGCUAUUCCGUUCACCGGAGGAGGAGCCGUCUUCAGCACAGAACCAGCAAGCUCUUCCGAACCCUAUACGGUUACGCAAGCUGGAGCAUGUGCACUGAGACUGGCCUUUUUUCUGCCUGUAACAUAAUCUGUGUCAGGUGUUUCUGUUCGACUGAGAGCGCAAAGUGAGAAUUGAACUUCCUCCAUUUAAAUUUGUACUUGUACAUAAACUAAUAUCCUGUUCAAACAUGCAUCUCUAUUCAUAGACGUGGUCAACACCAUAUUCAACGCUGACUGUGCCAACCCUUCAGUUUUUCCAAGCAAUCUGUUUGUAAAUGCUUUGGAGUCUUAAGAUACUGAGACAUUUUCCCAGUUUUCCUCCCUUCUGUACUCAGCUGGAAAUUGUACUGUCCUUUGUGUGUCCUAUGUAUGAAGGCCGUACAAACGCUUCUUUCGCCUUUUGAUUUCAACAACACAUCAAGUCUUCAACAGCUAGUUUGUUAACAUUGAAUGAGCCUGUAUGGACUGUGGAUCCUUUGUUUCCUAGAAGCAUAUUUCUACAUCAUUUAUGCAAGAAAAACAUUGAUUUGUGCCACAGGAAGUCAACUUAAGGUGAGAACAGAAACCAUUAGACAUACGUUCUAAUGAUACUGUGAACACUAAUGAAGUAGAAAGUUAUGGUACAUUAGUUUGAAGGUUUUUUUCUUCAUUUCACAUUUUGUUAAAAGUUUUUAAUUUAAUAAAAAGGUGUAAUGAUUUUACAAGGUGUUGAAUCUUGCUUUUCUCAGACAAUAGUGAUUAAACCUUUAACAAUAAAAAUAAAUAUCUGACCAA
This is a messenger RNA of Betta splendens (Siamese fighting fish), 1182 nucleotides long. It is a transcript of the gene mmgt1, whose product is annotated as membrane magnesium transporter 1. Gene Ontology annotation, cellular component: EMC complex; early endosome; plasma membrane. The record is from RefSeq and is a predicted model, not a curated record. The coding region runs from base 75 to 467 and encodes 130 amino acids. NCBI's taxonomy places the organism in Eukaryota, Metazoa, Chordata, Actinopteri, Anabantiformes, Osphronemidae. The transcript has 4 exons.